CACUGAUAGGUGGCACUGAUUGGCAUUGAUAGGUGGCACUGACUGGCACUGAUGGGUGACAUUGAAAGGCAGCUCAGAUGAGCACUGAUAUGUGGCAUUGAUGUGCACUGGUAUGCACUGAUAUGUGGCAUUGAUGUGGCACUGAUGGGCAUUGGCACGUGGCACUGAUGGGCACUGGCACGUGGCACUGAUGAGCACUGACAGGUGGCACUUCUGGGGCCACACUGAUCAUCAGGGCACACUGAUCAUCACUGUCAGCGUGACAGCUCGAGAGGAGAGAAAUGCCGAUAACCAGCAUUUCUGUGUUUAUUGGACACAGCUGAUC
This is a messenger RNA of Staurois parvus, 325 nucleotides long. The record is from the annotation of a GenBank genome assembly. Lineage: Eukaryota; Metazoa; Chordata; Amphibia; Anura; Ranidae.